UCUGCGCUUCUCCUUCCCAUUUCACCAACACAUGUAGAGAGAGAGAGAGAGAGAGAGAGAGAGAGAAAGCAAAAGCAAAGCAUGUCGUCUUCCAAACUCGUCCAUUCUUCAGCAUUACUUUCGGCUGCGUUCGUGUUGUUUAUUUCGAUUAUGUUUCUGCCGGCAAGGGCUGUGGUGAAGCUGCCGCCGAACGUAACGAUCCCGGCCAUUAUCGUGUUUGGAGAUUCGAUCGUCGACGCUGGCAACAACAACGACAUAUCAACUCUUGUCAAAUGCAACUUCCCCCCCUACGGUGAGGAUUUCAAAGGCGGCAUCCCGACAGGAAGAUUUUGCGAUGGCAAAGUGCCAUCCGACAUCAUGGCGGAACAAUUAGGCAUUAAAGAUACAGUGCCAGCAUACUUGGAUCCGAAUCUACAAGAUCAAGACCUAGUCACCGGGGUGACCUUCGCUUCCGGCGGCACUGGAUAUGAUCCGCUCACGCCCACGCUAGUGUCGGUCAUAUCAAUGUCGGAGCAGCUGGAUCUCUUCAAAAAGUACAUAGGGAAGUUGAAAGGUUUUGUUGGUGAAGAGAAGGCGAACUUCAUCUUGGCCAACAGCAUGUACCUCGUCGUGUCUGGAAGUGACGACAUCGCCAACAACUACUUCACCGCUCGGGUGAGGCAAUUGCAGUACAAUGUGCCUGAAUAUACCGAUCUCAUGGUCGAUGCAGCUUCCAAUUUCCUACAGGGAUUAUACGACCUAGGAGCUCGAAGAAUAGCAGUAUUUGGUUCGCCACCGAUCGGGUGCGUUCCUUCACAAAGGACAUUAGCAGGAGGGCCACUACGAGGUUGUGCAGAGCAGUACAACGCUGCGGCUCAGCUGUUCAACACCAAGCUCUCUUCAAAUCUCGACUCUCUCAACCGCAAGCUCCCCCGCAGCAAGAUGGUCUACAUUGAUGUCUACAACCCACUUCUCGACCUCAUUCAAUACCCACAAAAGCAAGGUUUCGUAGUGUCGGACAAGGGGUGCUGCGGGACGGGGACCAUCGAGGUGACCUUACUAUGCAACAAAUUCUCUCCGGACACGUGCACGGAUGUGUCCGACUAUGUGUUUUGGGACAGCUACCACCCCACGGAGAAAGCAUACAGAGCCCUACUGACUCCCCUCGUAAAUAAAUAUAUCAAUCGUUUCUUCUGAUUUGAGCAGCAUUCCAUAACUCCGAUCGCAUCAGAUUGGGUACAUCCAUGGAGCAGCAUCAGUCGGAUUCAAUGUCGAACCUGUCCUUCCCAGAAAACCAACUUCUUGUAUUAUUUAUGUUGUGAUUUAAACGAAGAGAUUUUAUAUAUAAUGGGUCCUCCAUCAACAAUUUCA
Molecule: messenger RNA, 1350 nt
Organism: Eucalyptus grandis
Lineage: Eukaryota; Viridiplantae; Streptophyta; Magnoliopsida; Myrtales; Myrtaceae
Product: GDSL esterase/lipase EXL3
Exons: 5
Coding region: 82-1176 (364 amino acids)
Biological process (GO): lipid metabolic process
Cellular component (GO): extracellular region
Molecular function (GO): lipase activity
Source: RefSeq, a predicted model, not a curated record